UUUCCCUACGUCAUCGGCUUAAAUGAAUUAUUGAAUCCACUCAAGAAAUCCACUCUCUUCUUCCUCAUAGCCAUUCCUUAAAAAUGGAAGAAAUUCAAAUAAUUUCCACCUGUUUAGUAGCAACAUCAAAUGAAUCAAAUUCAUACAAAAACACCUCAAAAAUUUCUAAAAUUGAAAUGACACCAUGGGAUUUACAACUCCUCCUUCGUGAUACUAUCCAAAAAGGUCUCCUUUUCCACAAACCAAAACAAGAAAAUAAUAUUGAUCACUUAAAAACAUCCCUUUCUCACACCUUAAACUUCUUUCCUCCCUUAGCUGGUCGUUUUUCGAUCAUCAAAAAUACAGAUGAUGACACAGUUUCUUUCUUCAUCAAUUGUAAUAACGCUGGCGUGGAAUUCAUUCAUGCCAGCGCUCCGAAAUUAACUGUAUCUGCUAUUCUUGAUUCUACACUCGUACCAAUUAUGGUUCACCAUCUUUUCCCACUGAAUAAUGUUCGAAAUUUUGAAUGUGUUACUAAGCCUUUGUUUGGGGUACAAAUAACGGAGCUGAUUGAUGGUCUUUUUAUUGGAUGCACUAUGAAUCAUAGCUUAGGUGAUGGGACUUCUUUUUGGCAUUUCUUUAAUUCUUGGUCAGAAAUCUCUCGUGGAUUCAAAGUCAUUUCUAAAAUUCCAGUUUUAGAACGUUAUUUUCCUGAGAAAAUGAAUCUUCCGAUUCAUCUUCCCCUGAAGACGGAUGAUGAGAAAUUGUUAGAAAAAUGUGAAGUUCCAACAUUUGUGGAGAGGUUUUUUCACCUUAGUAAAGAAAGUAUUGGUAGGCUCAAGGGUAAGGCCAUUUCAGAAACGAAUGUUAAAUCAAUUUCUUCUCUGCAAGCUUUUUUGGCGCAUCUAUGGCGCGGUGUGACUCGUUCUCGCAAAAUUAUUGCUGAGGAAGAAGUGUCUGUUUACUUAACCAUAGGUGCAAGAUCAAGGCUAAAUCCUCCUCUUCCAGAAGGGUAUUUUGGAAAUGCAAUUCAUAUGAAGCAAGUAAAAGCAACUGCAGGAGAGCUACUGAAAAAUGGACUAGGAUGGGCUGCAAUGAAAAUAAACAAGAUGAUUGUUGCUCAAAACUUUGAAGAAGUGAUGGUAAAAUUCUAUAAAGAGUGGGCAGAAAAUCCAUUUAUAUUCUCCAGGGACUCACAAUUUGUGAGGAAUAAUACUAGAUUGGGAAUAAGUAGUUCUCCAAGAUUUAAUAUUUAUGGUAAUGAUUUUGGUUGGGGAAAAUCAAUUGGUGUGAGGAGUGGGAUGGCAAAUAAAAGUGAUGGGAUGAUUACUUUAUAUCCUGGAGUAGAAGAAGGAAGUGUAGAUAUUGAAGUUUGUCUUUUGCCAGAGACUUUGCAAGCAUUGGAGAAUGAUCAAGAAUUCAUGGAGGCUGUAACCAAGAAUUAAAAACAUUCCUUAGUUACUGGGAUCAAUUUUAUGUUGUAUUUACUUAUUUAAUUUUGUUAAUCAGUAAUAAAUACUUUGAAUUAAAAAAAAGUAUUUAUUGUUGCUCCUAAAAGCAUAUGCAAAUAUAUAUGGUUGCCAAGUAAUAAAGUGAUGAUAUGAUCAAGUAUCAUUAUCACAGACUUAUGAUCAA
This is a messenger RNA of Capsicum annuum, 1614 nucleotides long. RefSeq lists its product as uncharacterized. NCBI's taxonomy places the organism in Eukaryota, Viridiplantae, Streptophyta, Magnoliopsida, Solanales, Solanaceae. Bases 84 to 1424 code for a protein of 446 amino acids. The record is from RefSeq and is a predicted model, not a curated record. The transcript has 2 exons.